This is a messenger RNA of Notechis scutatus (mainland tiger snake), 2798 nucleotides long. The record is from RefSeq and is a predicted model, not a curated record. Lineage: Eukaryota; Metazoa; Chordata; Lepidosauria; Squamata; Elapidae.
CGCCGAGCCGGAAGUGGGGACCGGGGAGACAAGAGGAGCCCUCGGAAGGCUCCCGGCCGGGUUCCCUGCAGGAACGGAGAUGGAGAUUAAACGGCUCAGCCUCUCCCUGGUGCUGGUCCUCUUCCUCGUCCUGGCCUUGCAGAUCUUGUCAGCCGUCGAUUUUGACCCGUAUCGGAUCCUGGGCGUCAGCAGGACUGCGAGCCAGGCGGAUAUUAAAAAAGCCUACAAGAGACUCGCCCGGGAAUGGCAUCCGGACAAGAAUAGAGACCCAGGAGCGGAAGACAAGUUUAUACAAAUCAGCAAAGCCUACGAGAUCCUGUCCAACGAGGAGAAACGGUUGAAUUUUGACCGCUAUGGCGAUGUGGGCGAGAACCAGGGCUUCCCGCACCAGCAGCAACAGGCGCCGCACCGCCAUGCGCACCCCUUCCACGAGAGCUUCUACUUUGACGAGUCCUUCUUCCACUUCCCCUUCAACUCGGAGCGCCACCAGGACUCCACCGACGAGAAGUACCUGCUGCAUUUCUCCCACUACGUCAACGAGGUGGUUCCCGAGAGCUUCCGGAAGCCUUACCUGAUCAAGAUCACCUCCGACUGGUGCUUCAGCUGCAUCCACAUCGAGCCUGUCUGGAAGGAGGUGGUGCAGGAGCUGGAGGCGCUGGGCGUGGGGAUCGGCGUCAUCCAUGCGGGCUACGAGCGGCGCCUGGCCCAGCACCUGGGAGCACACAGCACCCCCUCCAUCCUGGGCCUGAUCAACGGGAAGGUCACCUUCUUCCACAACGCGGUCGUCCGGGAGAACCUCCGUCAGUUUGUGGAGAGCCUGCUCCCUGGGGCCCUGGUGGAGAAGAUUACAGACAAGAACUACGUCCGGUUCCUGUCCAACUGGAAGAAGGAAAACAAGCCUCACGUCCUGCUCUUCGACCACAUGCCCCUGGCGCCCCUCCUCUACAAGCUCGCGGCCUUUGCGUACAGAGACUACCUCUCCUUCGGCUACGUGUACGUGGGGCUCCAGGGCACCGAGGGGCUUUCCCGGCAAUACAACAUCAACGUCUACACGCCCACCAUGAUGGUCUUCAAGGAGCAGGUGGAGAAGCCGGCCGACGUCAUCCAGGCCCGGCACAUGAGGAAGCAGCUGAUCGAUGACUUCCUGUCCCAGAACAAAUUCCUCCUGGCCUCCCGCCUGACCAGCCAGAAGCUCUUCCAGGAAUUGUGCCCUGUGAAAAAAUCCCACCGGCAGCACAAGUACUGCGUGGUCCUGGCCACGGGCAAGGGGGAGAAGUACGUGGAGGGCUACGAGGCCUUCCUGGCCUUCGCCGUGGCCAACACGAAGGAGACCCUGCGGUUUGCCCACAUCUACGGCGACUACCAGCCGGACUUUGUCCGCACUCUGCUCCAGGGGGGCGCCUGGUCCCAGGCCAAGUCGGCUGUGCUGAUCCUCGAGAGACGCACCAACGCCGGGCAGGUGGUGUUCAGGGCCCUGGAGGAUCCCUGGACAGGCACUGAGGAGGACACCUUCACCCUGCUGGACUUCCUGGACCAGCUGAGAAUGGACGCCUCCUUCCUCUCCGCCCAGGCUGUCCUGGCGGACCUGACGGACGAGCUGGCGCCUGUUUUCUUCCUCCGGUGGGCCUACUCUGCCGUGGACUACGCCGUGGACUGCUGGGAGAGCCUCUUCCGCAGCAACUGGCGGGAGAUGAUGCCUUUGCUGUCCCUCAUCUUCUCGGCCCUUUUCAUCCUCUUCGGGACGGUGAUCGUGCAGGCGUUCAGCGAUUCGAGUGACGAGAGGGACCUGCCCCCCUCCAAGAAGGAGGACCCUCCCCCCAAGAGCGAGAAGAACGAGACGAGCUUCCCCAAGGAAGACAGGAUCCCCAAGAAGUACUCGGUGAAAGUGACGGAGCUGACGGACCUCACGUACACGAGCAACCUGGUGCGUCUGAGGCCUGGCCACAUCAACGUGGUCCUCAUCCUCUCCAACGCCACCAAGACCCCUCUGCUGCAGAGGUUCGCUCAGGAGGUCUCCCCCUUCGCGGGCAGCUGCCUCCACUUCUCCUUCCUGCGCCAGCUCCACCCCCCGGGUGGGCCGGUUUUUUUUUUUUUUUUUUUUUUUUUUUUUUUCCCCAUCCCCAACCAGUACGACAAGCACUUCCUGGAGCGCGACUACGCUGGCUACGUCCUGGCCCUCAACGGCCACAGGAAGUACUUCUGCCUCUUCCGGCCCCCACAGCCCGAGGAGGGUCCCUGCGAGGACGAGGCAGCCGACCCGGCGGAGGCGUGGGGCAGGCCUUCCUCCUCGGGGAGCCUGCGGGGCGUGAAGAGCAAGCUGCAGCGGCUGUCCUUCUGGAUGGAGCGGCUGCUGGAGGGGUCCCUGCAGAGAUUUUACAUCCCCUCUUGGCCCGCCCUGGACUGAACCCCCAUUAAAGUGCCCCCCCCCCGAAUGGCCGAGAGGCGGCUGCGUUACUGCAGGCUUGGAAGGAGGAGCCCCUGGAGCCCCUCGGGCAUCCGACAGACUGUAGCGUUUAGAUGACCUCUCCUAGGCCCAGUGAGUUAGAAACUGCACUGACUGCUCCCCCCACCCCACCCCGGGUACCAAAUAGCCCGGACUGCCUCAGGGGAGCCCGGGUGGGGUGGGGGAUUUUCCUCUUCCUCUGCCCCCCCCCCCCCCCCCCCCCGCUUCCCCAGCCUUCGAAGGGUCUGCAGGAGCCGCUGCUGCUGCUGCCAGAACUCCUGACGGACGGACUCUCUUACGGCCCGCUGCUCCUUCGAAGAUGGGCUCACUUGCCUCUCCCCCCCCCCCCCCCCCC